AUGUCAGGGAAGGAAAUCAUUUCCCCAGGAGAGUCAAACACCGCCUAUGUCAAGAUAACCCCUGACAUGAACAAAAUCUUCUUUGCUGUGACUGUCUGCGUUGGAUUUUUCACCGACUACCAGACGAAGGAGCUGACCAUUUUCUCAUUGGCCACGCCUUCUCAUGCUGAUGGUUUUGUCAUCUUCAGGGGAGAUGGGGGAAAUUACAGGGUGUACAUUCAGGACCAAGGUAUCUAUUUCUGGGGAUUGCCAGACAAAAUGAACGAGUGGAACUCUGUUUGUGGGACGUGGGAUGCCAGUACAGGAUUGACUCAACUGUGGGUGAAUGGGAAGCCAAGUGCGAGGAAAGCUCUCCAAGCCGGCGGCUCCAUCUCUGGUACACCGAGUAUUAUUUUAGGUCAGGACCAAGAUGCAUACGUUGGUGGGUUUGAUGUGUAUGACUCCUUUUACGGACAUGAGACCGAUGUCCACAUGUGGGACAGAGUGCUCUCUCCAUGUGAGAUCCAAAGCUACAUGAAGGGGGAGGUGUUAUCUCCAGGGAAUGUGGUAAACUGGAACGCACUAAAAUACACAAGGCAUGACUAUGUGGUUGUUGAGACGAUGCAGAACCUGAUCUGUUAAAAAUUUGACCGCAAAAAUCACAAACAGAUCAUUUCAAACUAU
Salvelinus namaycush (lake trout) is the source of this 663-nucleotide messenger RNA. Its product is annotated as serum amyloid P-component-like. The record is from RefSeq and is a predicted model, not a curated record. Lineage: Eukaryota; Metazoa; Chordata; Actinopteri; Salmoniformes; Salmonidae. The coding region runs from base 1 to 621 and encodes 206 amino acids. The transcript has a single exon.